Kuraishia capsulata CBS 1993 is the source of this 1380-nucleotide messenger RNA. RefSeq lists its product as uncharacterized. Gene Ontology annotation, biological process: DNA damage response. The transcript has a single exon. Gene Ontology annotation, cellular component: cytoplasm; nucleus. The record is from RefSeq and is a predicted model, not a curated record. The coding region runs from base 1 to 1380 and encodes 459 amino acids. Gene Ontology annotation, molecular function: phosphatase activity. NCBI's taxonomy places the organism in Eukaryota, Fungi, Ascomycota, Pichiomycetes, Pichiales, Pichiaceae.
AUGACUAACUUUUCAGUUCCUGACGUAUACUACAACAACGAUCCGACAUCGUUUGCGUUCUCCACCGCCCAUGCGCGUUGGCCCAAGAUUGUCAAGGGAACAAUUGCUGACGUAUUGCUGGAAAUUGAGUCUCAGCACAAUAAGGAUGCUGAAGUGGUUUCACAAGCAAAGUCGAUCCUUCAACUUCUAGAAGGCUUGCUUCACGACAUCACCAACGAUGGCCCUAUUGAGCCAUUCACCGCCAUCCUUCCUGGUCUCGACUCCUACAACGAGGUGAUUGGCUCGUGGGAUUCACCAAAGACUUGGCUUACCGGACCCUGGCUUUUCACAGAGUGCUACAUGUACAGGAAAAUUGACUCUUUCUUCAAGUCCAACUCCAAGUUCCAAGAGUACGACGUGUUCAACCGUCCUAAGCGUGAAACAUUCAAAUCGUCCACCCUGGGGAUCUACGAGUUAAUUCUUCGUUAUCAUCAACUUCACGACCAGAUAGUCGCAAAAGGAGCACAGAAUUUGGACCAGGAAUCGUUGAAGCUGCUCUUUGAAGAGUUUGUCGAUGUCUCCCUGUGGGGUAAUGCCACUGACCUUUCGUUGCUUGCAAAUGCCACCUUAGAUGAUAUCAAGGCGGUUCAGGGCAAGGAGGCACGUGCCAAGUCUGCGAAGAACAUUCUGGCCAACGAUCUUGAUCAAGCAUGGUCCCAGUUGUUGUCUGUUCCUUUGGAGAAGAGAAGGGUCGAUUUUGUGUUAGAUAACGCUGGAUUUGAGCUCUUCACUGACUUGGUCCUGUCAUUAUUUCUGCUGGAUUCUCAACUCACUUCUCAGGUAGUUUUCCACUGCAAGACGAGACCAUGGAUGGUCAGUGACACCAUGAUCAAAGAUUACCAUAUUUUGAUAGACGAUCUUCAAAACCCUGAGUUAUUCCCCGACCAUCUUGACGAGGUGAAGUUUUUUGUGGCACAGUUAGAGAAGUAUAGAGAAUCUGGCAAGUUUAAGCUUGUGGACUCAGAAUUUUGGACUGUCGGACUGGAUUACCAAAGUUUAUCUCCCAAGGACACUAAGCACUACGGAGCGCAGGCAUUUGAGCUGGUGAAAGAUUCUUCUCUGCUUAUUUUCAAGGGAGAUCUGAACUAUAGAAAGCUCACAGGUGACCGAAAAUGGCCAAGAUCAACACCAUUCACGACGGCUAUUGAAAACCUUGCCAAAUCUGGACUCAAGAUUUUUGCUCUGAGAACUUGCAAAGCUGAUGUCUGCGCAGGGUUGGCUCCGGGCAAAGAUGAAGAGUUGAGCGAAUUCUGGAGAUCACAAGGAAACGAGAUUGGUGAACUCUGGUGCUCUUCUGGAAAGUGGGCUGUGAUCAGUUUCAGCAAAGGCGAUCUGCAAUAG